AUGUUCACUUUCACCUCUGAAAACAACAAUAAUAACAAAAACCUUCAUGAUGUUAUUUUCUCUCCAUAUUUGAAUACCAAUGAAGGGGACUUUAUUGGAAAAAUGGGUGAAUCAAGCCAAAUAAUUAACCCCUUUAUUAGCAACAGAAACUCUCCUCUUCAUCAAGUGGAAAAGACAGAACAAAGUGGAGAAAUUGGAGUAUUUGGAGCUGAAAAAUACUUCAACAGAAAAGUAUUUGAAACUCCAAAAGCUUCUGCAAAGUACCUUCCUCAAAAGCAUGAAACAAUGGCUACUAAAACUAGAAAGUACCAAGUUGAGUAUGGAACUUCGAGUAUUAGUUCUGCAUCAACAAUGAAUAGCCAAAAUGCACUCUUAAAGAGAGAUUCUGUAAGGAAUAGCAAUGAUAAGGUGCAUUCUAAGAGUGUUCUAUCAAGACUUGGUCUCAAAUGCUAUUGUUCUGAUAAGAAUUCUGUUGAUAUCAGUGAUCAUGCAGGUGAAAUCAGUUUUAAUAACAAAGCUUCUAACUAUGGUGCAGUUCAUGGAAAAAAAACACCGAAAAAAGUAUUCGAUCUCGACGAUGAUCUUUCAAUUAAAAUGAAAAAGCCUAAUUCAGAACUUUUCAUCAAUAAAGAUGUUUUAUUUCAAAAGCAAGAGAGUUUAAGUGUAAGAUUAAACAGUGAAAAGAAUAGUCUGGCUUCUAACUCAAGAAAUCAUCUUGUCAAAAUGCAAAUUCCAUUAGAUGAAGAAAAGACACCAAGAAAAUCACUUGAAGUAUUUGGAUCACCAAAUCCAAUAUCAACCAAUAACAAGAGAAGUUCCUUAAGCAUUGAUAGAAGGUUUAUACCUCCUUCCAAAAUGGAAGAAAUUGUUGAUGCAAACUAUGACGAUGAUGAUGUCGGAAGUGAUGCAAGUUCUGAUUUGUUUGAGAUCGAGAGUCUCAAAGGAAAAGCCUUUCUCACUAGACAGACAUCAGAUGCUGCUUCAAGUUGCGUUAGCCCGACUUGUUACGCGCCGAGUGAGGCGAGCAUAGAAUGGAGUGUAGUUACAGCCAGUGCUGCAGUAAUGUCAGAUUGUGAAGAUCAAAUGUCUGAGUUUACAGUAAGGAGUCCAUUAAAGAUCACUAGGGAGGUACCGAGACGGCGUCCAGGUAUCUUGUUGGGAUGCAAGAGCCACAAAGCAGUCAGAGUUGCUGGUGAUGCCUUCAUAACAUAUGGGAAACAAAGUUCAAGUCCAAAUAUUAGUAACAGAAACAAAAACAAUACUAGUCCUCAGGUUGCUAGGUUUCCAGGAGAGACAAAGUCUUAUGCAAAAACAAGGCAUGGUUAUAUUAUAGCAGCACCACUGCAGGCCUCUAACUCACCACAUGCUUCAAAAUUGCUAUACAAUUAG
This is a messenger RNA of Vicia faba (fava bean), 1389 nucleotides long. NCBI's taxonomy places the organism in Eukaryota, Viridiplantae, Streptophyta, Magnoliopsida, Fabales, Fabaceae. The record is from the annotation of a GenBank genome assembly.